AUGGUGGUGGAAACUGGAUACUAUGAUAUAUUGGGUGUUAAACCCAAUGCCACACCAGAUGAACUGAAAAAAGCCUACAGAAAGCUUGCACUGAAGUAUCACCCAGAUAAGAACCCCAAUGAAGGUGAAAAGUUCAAACAGAUUUCACAAGCAUAUGAAGUACUUUCUGAUGCAAAGAAAAGGGACUUGUAUGACAAAGGUGGAGAACAGGCUAUUAAAGAAGGCGGCAUGGGAGGAAGUGGAUUUGGUUCACCUAUGGAUAUUUUUGACAUGUUCUUUGGAGGAGGAGGAAGAAUGCAGAGAGAGAGAAGAGGUAAAAAUGUAGUCCAUCAGCUAUCUGUUUCAUUGGAAGAUCUAUACAAUGGAGCAACAAGAAAAUUGGCUCUGCAAAAGAAUACCAUAUGUGACAAAUGUGAAGGCCGUGGUGGCAGAAAGGGAGCUGUGGAGUGCUGUCCAACUGCAGAGGUAGUGGUAUGCAGAUCAGGAUCCAUCAAAUAGGACCUGGAAUGGUUCAGCAGAUCCAGUCUGUAUGCCCAGAGUGCCAAGGACAAGGGGAAAGGAUUAAUCCAAAAGACCGGUGCAAGAGUUGCAAUGGGCGAAAGAUUGUCAGAGAGAAAAAGAUUCUUGAAGUUCACAUUGACAAAGGAAUGAAGGACGGUCAGAAAAUCACAUUUUCUGGUGAAGGAGACCAAGAACCUGGUCUGGAGCCAGGUGAUAUUAUUAUUGUACUUGACCAGAAGGAUCAUGCAAUAUUUACUAGAAGAGGAGAUGAUCUGUUGAUGCACAUGGAAAUAGAGCUUGUAGAGGCUCUGUGUGGAUUUCAGAAACCUAUUGUAACUUUGGACAAUAGGACCAUUAUUAUUACAUCUCAUCCUGGCCAAAUAGUCAAACAUGGAGACAUUAAAUGUGUGCUAAAUGAAGGAAUGCCCUUCUACCGCCGACCAUAUGAAAAGGGUCGCCUUAUAGUUGAAUUCCAGGUAGGUGCAUUCAAGUAUACCUAA
Messenger RNA from Staurois parvus, 1001 nucleotides. NCBI's taxonomy places the organism in Eukaryota, Metazoa, Chordata, Amphibia, Anura, Ranidae. The record is from the annotation of a GenBank genome assembly.